AUGAAAUUUUUUAGCUCGACGCGGGAUUGAAAGAGAGAGGAAGUAUGUUAAAAUAUGCUGAGUAUCUUUUGUGUAUAAAUUUGUCCAUGUUUAGUGUGUGCUGUGUUUACAAUAUAAAUAAUAAUAAUUAUUAUUUAUGAAGAAGAAAAAACAUAACCGAUGGGGGGUUAUGGAUUCAGUUGCGAGUUGAGUAGCGUCGUGGUGUCUCUUUAAAGCCAUAUUGAUUUUUUAUAAAAUCAAAUGAUAAUUUACUUGGUGGUGGUGGUCGUCUAAGGUGUGGUUGGUAUUGGUCGUAUUGGUUCAUGACCUGAUGAAUGCUUUUAAAGUUGUAGUUGCUAGUAAUAACUAGUCACAUAUACCUGCAUCGCUAGAGCUUCAACAUCUCCUGAGUUAGAACACACUGGAGAUCGGUGAUAAAAAAUAAUUAAAAAUAAUGGAUACGCUGUUUAAAAAAUUAAUAAGUCAUAUAUAACUGAGCGAAGACUAACCAACAAAUGUUCAUCAGUGUUAGGUUAGUCUUAUGUUUGUGCAUUUGGUUUUACAAAUUAUGCUCCUCAUGCUGAAUUUUAGCAUCACUGCUUCGAGUGACAUACGCUUGCAGUACAUUUAAUUUCUGUACUAAUGUCUUGAGGUACCAGUUAACAAAACCUGUAAAGUGAUUAUUUUAAAAUGCUAACGUAGUUAUGUUAAUUAUUUAAUAAAUUACUAUAAUUAUUAUUUAAAAAAUGUAUACUAAGUAAUUUGAGCUGCAAGCCAAAAAUUAUAAAGGAAAAAAAUUUUGAAAAUGAUGAGUAGUUGGACUGAAAGAAUGCACAGGAGGGCAGCUACCCUUGGCAAUGUUGUCACCAGCUGUGGACAUCCUUCUUCUGUACCACCGUAUCCUAGAAGACUUGAAAAAGUCAAAUUUGGUGUACCACUAGAUGAAGUUUGUAAAAAUGAUAUUCCUGGUCCAUUAUUGGUUCUUAUUCUAAAACUUAACAAAGAAGCACCGUUGAGAAAAGAUGUGUUCAGAGCGCCAGGUCAUCAGGGUAACAUGAAAAAACUUAUUCAUUUUCUCCAAUCUGGACGUUUAGUUAACAUGGACAACUUUAGUGUCUAUACAAUAGCCAGUGUAUUGAAAAAAUUUCUUAGAAAAAUACCUGGAGGGGUGUUUGGUCGAGAAGGAGAACAACAAUUAUUUACGGUUAUUCAACUUGACAGUAUGGAACAACAGAGGGACCAGAUCCAUAAAUUAAUUACAUCAUUGCCCAUUUACACCCAACGCUUAUUAGUAUUACUUUUCGGAACAUUCAGAGUAGUGGCUGUUAAUAGCGAACGAGCUCGUACAGGAAUGUCUAGUGAAGCACUGGGUGUAUCUGUCGCACCUUCAUUCUUUCAAAGUUGUGUCAGUGAUGGGAAAACUGCUAAAAUGGAGGACGUACUGAGAUUCAAGGUAGCGACUCGUGUGAUGAAAUUUAUGAUUGAUAAUUUUGGAGUAUCGAAUUUAUUUGGUCGGGAAAACUACGAGUUUUAUGCUCGAAUUACUGGCCGAAUACUAAAAGUUGAAGAAGACUGGAUAUUUAGUUUCCGUUACCCACCAAAUACUCUUGUAUCUAGACAAUUAUCUCUCGAAGCAGAAAAGACGUGGCUGCAAUAUGAAUGCGAGCGAUGGGGACUCAAGUUCAAUUUGGAAUCUAUGUCGCAUCAAGAGGAAUCGCAAUCGACACCAGCUUUGAUUCACGUUCCAGAGUCUUUAGAUCUUACGUCAUCAUUAGGAAUGAUUCCAGAGAAUACUUUACUCGAAAGUUAUACAAGACUUUCUGUUAGUUUAGAAGAAAAUGGAUUGUUUCAUGCAUCAAGUAGAUCAUCAAGUAACGCUAGUCACCAAUCCCGACAUGCUGCGAUGACUUUAGACGAAUUAAGAGCCGUUAAUAGAUACGCUGAAAGUACUAAGAGCCUCAGCUACUUGCCACAGGUGCACGAGAGGCAAACAGCUCGUAUGCGCACGAGGUCUGAAUGGUUUUUGACUCCUGUUGGUGAAAGACUUGCAGGAACAGACAGUGAUCCUACAGCCAUACACAUUCUCAGAGGAUCCAAUCGAUCAUCCUCUGAUAAUAUUGCUACAGGUUUAAGCGCAAGUGCCGAAUCGGUAAAACGUCCAAGUUUACGAAGAACUGCCUCCCGAGAAAAAUCACGUAUUCAUCGAAGCUCAUCACGUCGUCACAAAGAAAAUGGAGCGAAAAAUCGUGUGUCUGUUGAUGCUUGUAAGUCGCGUUCGAUGGAAACAAUGAAAAUGAAAAGAGUAUCACUUGAACAGCCAGCUGAAAAAAUACCAAAAAAUAAAAGUGAUGAAUUAUUAAAUGAUGAUACGUUAUAUUCACGUGAAUUUAUAACUGAAAAGACAGCAGAUAUUUCAAUUGGACCACAAGAUUGCACUGAAAUGGAUGUACAAACAUUUCACGUAACUCUGACAUACAAACCAAGAAUAUGAAAAAUAAAGGAAAGCAGUUUUUCCUAAAUUUAUCUGCUUUUAUUUAUUUUUUUAAGGAUAAUAAUAAUAUGUCAACAAAAUUAUUUAUAACUUCAGUUAAAUAAUUUUUAUUAUUAUUAUUGGGGGUAUGGAAUACGUGUAACAUAAAUGCGAGCCUGUUUUUACUCCCUCCAGACAGUUUAAAAUUACAAAUAACUAAUUUCGAAAUUUUAAAAAAUUUUUAUACACUUAAAUUAUUGUUGAAAUGACUUUACUAUAAAUGAAGAUAAAGAAAAAAAAACGUUUCCGUCGAUCGAUACAUACAGAGUAUAUCAAUUAUUAAUUGUUGGCGUAUUGAAUUUUUGAUGUUUGCAUGACUAAGCUAUUUAAUAUUUAUAUUUAUUACUAAAUCAGAAUAAAUUUAUUUAUUCACGAGGUAUACCCAAGUAGCACACGACUGACGUCUAUAAGACAGCUAUUUUGAGCCCGUUUUUUGACCUAUCGAGCCACCAAAAUGAUGACAAAAUAAUCAGAAAUUUUUCAUAAAAAAUAUCUGCUUAAAGACUAGAGUCAAACGGCGGGAAAAAGUAAAUUUCAAAUAAAUAUCAGAGAUGACUUUUUUGGGACAGAAAAAAGAAGACAAAUUUUCUAUGACUCCUAGACCUGCAUGUCUUAUUUAUAUAAAAAAACUUGAGUUGACAUCUUAAAGUUUUCUCUGUGCUACUUGGAUACUUUUACGAACAAUUAAAGAGACUAGUUGAACAGGCAAGUGUUCAUUCCAUUUUUCAAAUUUUUACCAUACAAUGAAUUGGAAAAAAUUUUGUACGGACUUAAUCAUUCCAAUUGCAUUUAUUUUUCGGUUUUUUUAGUAAAUUUUCUCUUUAAAUAUCGUUAUUAAUAUAAAAAAUAUUAAUUAAGUUAAUAGCGUUUGAAUUUUUAAAUUAUUUUUUUUUUUCAAUCACUUUUGUACAUACGGUAAAAGUUUAGCGAUAAAAUUUAUUUAAGCUCUCUAAAAAAAAUGAGUUCUUUUAAGAAUUAAUCAUGAUCUUAUAGACGUAAUGUCUCCUUAUUAUACCGAUGUAUUUUUUUUUUUAUUUCUGUGACAUGUAAAAAAGUUACAAUUAUUUAUACAACAUUACGUAAUUACGAUAUUAAAUUAAGAUAAAUUUUAUUUUACACGUGA
Molecule: messenger RNA, 3632 nt
Organism: Microplitis demolitor
Lineage: Eukaryota; Metazoa; Arthropoda; Insecta; Hymenoptera; Braconidae
Gene: RhoGAP71E
Exons: 10
Coding region: 785-2470 (561 amino acids)
Biological process (GO): signal transduction
Molecular function (GO): GTPase activator activity
Source: RefSeq, a predicted model, not a curated record